AUGGCCAUCUGCAACAAUCAUCCAAACCAUGAGCUUCCAAUAAUGGAAGAAAAAGAUCAAGUAGCUAUAAUAAUGGUGCCAUUUCCUGCUCAAGGCCACCUCAAUCAGCUUCUGCAACUCUCCUGCUUAAUAUCCUCAUAUAAGAUUCCGGUUCACUACAUCGGCUCCACCACCCACAACCACCAAGCAAAACUCCGCGUCAACGGAUUAAACGCUCAAGAUGUAGAUAAGAUCCGUUUUCAUGAUCUUCCGACGCCACCCUUUGUCUCUCCUCCUCCAAAUCCAAACUCGUCAAAUAAAUUCCCUGCACAAAUGCAACCAGCGUGGAAUGCCUCUAUGAACCUGCGCCAAUCGGUUUUUGAGUACUUAAGAGAUAUAUCCUCUACGGUGAGGAGGAUUAUCGUUGUUCACGACCCUCUUAUGGCCUUUGUAGUUCAGGAUAUUGCAACAAUUACGAAUGCAGAAUCCUAUGUAUUUAACUGCAUCUCAACGUUCGCGCAGGCCUCUCUUGCAUGGGAAGGGAUUGGUAAACCGUUCCCAAUAGAACUACCAAAAGAGCUGCCCUCUUGGGAAGGACGUUCAACCGAUGAACUUCAAGAAUUUGCAGUUUUACAGUUUAAGCAUUUAGAUAUCAGAGCUGGAGAUAUAUACAAUACCAGUAGAAUUAUAGAAGGAACUUAUGUUGAUCUAUUGGCAAGGGAAGAGAUUGUUGGGAGCCGGAAGGCGUGGGCAGUCGGACCAAUUCUUCCGUUGAAAUUAUUCUCGAAUAGCCAGCAUAAAUGUUUAGAAUGGCUUGACAAACAAGAUCCAAAAUCUGUUAUCUACAUAUCUUUUGGGACGACGGUUUCAAUGUCAGACGAAGAAAUCAAAGAGCUCGCGCUGGGGUUAGAACAGAGCAAACAGAAUUUUCUUUGGGUAUUGAGAGAUGCGGAUAAAGGAGAUAUUUUCGAAGGAGAAGUUAGACGAGCUGAGUUACCUGAAGGGUUCGAGGAGAGAACACGAGGAGUGGGAAUGGUGGUGAGAGAUUGGGCACCACAACCAGAAAUUCUGGCUCAUCCAUCUACUGGUGGAUUUAUGAGUCAUUGUGGAUGGAAUUCUUGCAUAGAAAGUAUUACAAUGGGAGUGCCAAUAGCAGCCUGGCCAAUGCACUCCGACCAGCCUACAAACGCCGUGUUCAUAGCAGAUAUAUUGAAGACCGGUAUUCUUGUAAGGGAAUGGACACAGCACGAGGAGCUAGUGAAAGCAUCGAUGAUUGAGAACGUUGUGAGAAGACUGAUGGUGUCAGAAGAAGGAAUUGAGAUAAGGAAGAAGGCAGAAGAAGUAGCUGAUGCUGUUAGGAUGUCAACUGAGGCAGGUGGGGUGUCUCGAAAGGAAUUGGAUUCAUUCAUAGCCCACAUCACUAGAUAA
Messenger RNA from Fraxinus pennsylvanica, 1407 nucleotides. The record is from the annotation of a GenBank genome assembly. NCBI's taxonomy places the organism in Eukaryota, Viridiplantae, Streptophyta, Magnoliopsida, Lamiales, Oleaceae.